AAUGACGCAUGACAUGUCGAGUGCAAAAAAUAAACUAUAAAGAGUGUAAAAGUAACAAGUAUUAACAUGAGAAAGUCCACUUCUUGGAAAGUUGAAGUCCUAACAGGUCAGGUCCCGGCCCCGGCAGUCAAAAGCGAUGCUAAUAAACCCAAAAAAAAUACCAGCGAACGGCCCGUCGGCUUCUGGGGCAAAAUUGUCGGCUCUUUGUGCGUGAUCGCUGGUGUGCUGACAAUCGCACUGCCGGUACCGGUUAUCGUCAGUAAUUUCAAUUACUUCUAUCACCGCGAAACGGAUCAGGAGGAGAUGCAGAGCCAAAAUUUCAACCACGUUACAAGUUGUUCAUAUUUACCUGGUGCACUAGGUCAACAUUUAAAGAAAUCCUCACUCUCCGAAUCGUCGUCGGACAUCAUGGAUUUGGAUGAUGGCAUUGAUGCAACCACACCAGGUCUGACUGAUCAUACCGGCCGUCACAUGGUGCCGUUUCUCAGGACCCAGCAGUCCUUUGAGAAGCAGCAGCUCCAGCUGCAACUCCAGCUGCAACAGCAGCAGCAGCAACAACAGUCGCCCCACGGCCAGCAAAUGACGCAAGUGCAACAGCAGCAGCAGCAGCAGCUGGGCCAGAACGGUCUCCGGAGCACAAAUAGUUUACAGUUAAGGCACAAUAACGCGAUGGCCGUCAGUAUUGAGACCGACGUCUGACUACUAGUCAAACAAAUGGAAAAUGGACGAAAUUUGCGCAGUGAAAUGCUACGUUGGAUGCCAGAAACGUCAUCAAAAGCAGUCUAAUUUAGAAUUUUAUUAAUAAAUACAAUUAAAUAAUAAUAAUAAUUAGUAAGCAGCGUAGUUGUAAAUUAAACAGCAAAUGUACACAAAACACACAGACACACACACACACACAUACACAAAACACACACACACACACACUGUGCCAGUUCACUAAAGCUUGGAAUUAGAGUUAAAAAUCGUAGAGUCAACCAUGGACUGGCUUUCUGUUAGAUUUUUCCUUGAUUUUCUUUUUUAUUUUUCUUCUGGUAAUCAACACAACGAAAACUUACACACACACACACACACCGACACAUAUACAAAGAAAAAAACUCUACUUGAUACCUAUGUUCAAAUUUAGCAAUUAACAACUAACAAUCGUUAACAACAAAACAGAUGAGAACAAAACAAAAACAAAAAAAAUGAACAAAAAAAAAACAAAAAUCAAAUUAUCUUAGUAGACUAAUCUAAUUGGAGUUUCUUCCUUUCUUUAGAAGCUAGCAAACAAAAAAAAAAAAACAAAAACAAACAAAACAACCAGACAAACAAAAACAAACAACAUACAAUA
Messenger RNA from Drosophila bipectinata, 1330 nucleotides. Its product is annotated as potassium voltage-gated channel protein Shaker-like. The record is from RefSeq and is a predicted model, not a curated record. Lineage: Eukaryota; Metazoa; Arthropoda; Insecta; Diptera; Drosophilidae. Gene Ontology annotation, molecular function: delayed rectifier potassium channel activity. Gene Ontology annotation, cellular component: membrane; voltage-gated potassium channel complex. Gene Ontology annotation, biological process: potassium ion transmembrane transport.